GUAGUAUCUAUCCUCGGAAUAACGACCCCAGCCAAGAGGCCCACGAAAUGGACACACUCUCCCAGGGCCACCACCAACAUUCACGCACCCAGGGUGCUGGUGAUAUGACGGACCGUACGCCACUACGGCACGACUUGGCAUCUGGGGUACUGAACAGGAAGGACUAUGCUAUCGGUAUUGCAUUACUACUUUGCGUGGUUCUCCUAUGGACAGCAUCCAAUUUCAUAACCCAGGACCUGUUUGAAGAUGGAUUCGCGAAGCCUUUUUUUGUCACCUAUAUGAAUACGAGCGCAUUCACGCUGUAUCUACUCCCAUUUGCUGUCAAGAAGGUUUUACAACGGCGUUGGGGCACUGGCACAGAAUCCAUACGACUUUUGGCAGGGUACCAACCUUUGUCCAUGGACGAUGAUGCGCCAGGAGCCCCCGUCUCUAAACCCCAUUCAACUUCCCUUCCCCCGCUCACGCCCAAGGAGACAGCACAUUUGGCGGCAGUGUUUUGUAUCUUUUGGUUCAUCGCCAAUUGGACUGUCAAUGCCUCGUUGGACUUUACCAGUGUUGCUAGUGCAACAAUCUUGUCAAGCAUGAGUGGCUUUUUUACUCUGGGUAUUGGAAGGCUGUUCCGUGUGGAAAGGUUGUCCUGGCUCAAGGUCACAACAGUCCUUGUCAGUUUCCUGGGUGUGAUUCUAGUCUCUUGGUCAGAUCAUGGGAAACAGACGAGUCUCCCAGACCCAUCCCAGCCGCCGACAAAUCCAGGACCGAAGAACCCAAUCUUGGGAGACGCACUGGCUCUUAUAUCGGCUGUCUUCUAUGCUAUCUAUGUGAUUUUACUCAAGGUUCGAAUCAAGUCAGAGUCCAGGAUAGAUAUGCAGCUGUUCUUUGGGUUCGUGGGGCUGUUCAAUAUCUUGCUCUGCUGGCCCGUUGGCCUUGUGCUCCAUCUGACUGGAAUGGAAGUGUUUGAACUUCCUAGUAGCAGCAGGUUGUGGGCCGGUGUCUUGAUUAACAUGGCCAUCACAUGGUCUAGCGACUAUCUAUACGUUCUGUCGAUGCUCAAGACUACGCCCUUAGUGGUGACCGUCGGACUCAGUCUGACGAUACCAUUUGCCGUUCUCGGGGACUUUCUCAAAGGCCGUGGAAGUGAAAUCCAAGUCGUCUUGGGCGCUCUACUGGUCCUUAUCAGUUUUAUUGCCCUCGGAAUUGCUGGAGAGAGGGAAGAAGGAGAACAAGUACCACAGAUACCCGUUGGAGGUGUUGAACACGAUGACCAUAGACGACUUUAGUUACGACCACAGACACUGUAUUAUUUACGCGAUAACGACCUUGCGCAUUCCGUC
Molecule: messenger RNA, 1331 nt
Organism: Coprinopsis cinerea okayama7#130
Lineage: Eukaryota; Fungi; Basidiomycota; Agaricomycetes; Agaricales; Psathyrellaceae
Product: vacuolar membrane protein
Exons: 7
Coding region: 48-1277 (409 amino acids)
Biological process (GO): regulation of peptide transport
Cellular component (GO): membrane
Source: RefSeq, a predicted model, not a curated record